AUGUCGUGCUCUGUGGACGACAGCGAGCUCGCGCGUCUGGAGAAGGAGCUUCUCGACGGCCCUAUGGAGUCAGUGUUCUCGGACUCGAAGGAGAAUAAUAGCGAGGACAAAGACGUUAGGAGCAGCAAAAAAAAGAACAGAGUCUACUUCAUCGGAAUGGUCGGUCUCUUCCUCAUCGUCAUAGUCUGCCUCAGCAUAUUCUAUUCGGAAGAAAAUUCGGAUGACAACGGGCUACACCGCGGGAGAGAAGACCUUCUGAAAAAGAAAUACAACUCAGAAUCUCCCUUGAAAUGCGUGCGACCGAUCCCCAAGAAGACUGAUUUUGCUGGUGCCCUUAAGGAGGCUCCAGAAAUAGCUCGCAUGGAGUAUAAAAAACUGCGCACACGAGUCAACAUCGACAAAAGCUUCUGGAUCAUUUCAACAAGUGCGCGGCGGGCGUCUACGCUAGGUUUCUAUGAUCGCCUUCCGCUGGUGGCGUCUGGUCUGGCAGCUCCACCCAUCCUAGAUGAAGGUCUUCCCAGGAAAUCCUUCAGAAUUCAAGUCGAUGAGAUCUCGCUGAGGGCCGACGCUGAGGUGCUGCCCAAUGCCCUCAAUCUCAUGGCGAUCGCACGCAGCGAAAAUCGCGCGGGUCGUUCUCAGCGUUCGGAUCUCUACAUAGAGCAAGCCAUGGAAGUUUUGUCGAUCGGAGUUGAGGCAAAUGUAACCAGAAGAAGAGAAAGAUUUUUGAGAUCGUUCGGUGAGCCGCUGAAGGUGGUUCACAAUUUCCAUCGCUUUCCGGUGGAAGAGCCAGUUCGAUCAGCGGAUCUUCCCUGGAAUGAAGUCUGCCCAGCGCUCAUGGGACCGAAACUGACAACAAAGAUCGUGGAAAAGUCUCAGCGCAAGAAACUCACCGAGGCGCUGGUUAAGGAGGCAAAGGCCAAAAGGACGCAUGGCAGUUCGAAGAAAAUGAAGACAUAUUUGUCAAAGAGAGAUAGGACAGUUUAUCAACAUCUCAUUAGGGUCGAGAAACAGCUAGCUCUCCAUGAGGAGUCCGAAGCACGAGCUGGUAGGCUAGCUCUAUUUCAAAAAAACUGGGCUGCUCUUUCAAAAGACCCCUGGGUACGUGAAACGGUGCAAGGCUACGAGUUAGAGUUCUGUGACCAAAUCCCCCAAUGCUUCUUGCAGUACGCAUGCCCAACUGACUCUGAAUCUGACCUUCUAGCGUCGAAGUGCAGGAAAUGCUAA
This is a messenger RNA of Cooperia oncophora, 1224 nucleotides long. The record is from the annotation of a GenBank genome assembly. NCBI's taxonomy places the organism in Eukaryota, Metazoa, Nematoda, Chromadorea, Rhabditida, Trichostrongylidae.